AGAAAAGCUAUUGGUAUUUCGAGAGAAUCCCCGACACCAUUAGCGGAACAGACAGACAGACAAUUCUCGGAAAUUGUCUCCAUCUCAUCGAACAAUUCUAACAUUUAUAUACAGCUUAUCUUCCAGAACAAAUUCAGAAAGUUCACCAGUGAAUUUUCAAAAAUACAAGUUUCAGUUUCAGAACAAUUGGUUACCAUAUCAAUUGCCGCAGUUAUCAAGACUACCAGACCCGAAUUGCUAAGAAUUCAGUAGUUGUCCAUUCAGUCAUCUCUCGUUCAUCUAGCCUCAAAUUGAAUUAAGAAUCUCACUUUCAAACUUCAAUUUCAAUAUUUCCAUCCGUUUAGUUUCAAUUUCAUCCAUAAAAUGUCUGCUACUCAAAAGAGAAUUGCUUUACCAGCCAGAGUCGAACCCAAGGUGUUCUUUGCCAACGAGAGAACUUUCCUCUCGUGGUUGAACUUCACUGUCAUCCUCGGAUCUCUUGGUGUUGGUUUGUUGAACUUUGGUGAUGCCGUCGGCCGUAUUUCCGCCGGUCUUUUCACCUUCAUUGCCAUGUUGACCAUGGUAUACGCCUUGGUCACUUACCACUGGAGAGCUAAGGCUAUCAGAUUGAGAGGUUCUGGACCUUACGAUGACAGAUUUGGUCCUACUAUGUUGUGUUUCUUCUUGUUGGUCGCUGUGGUAAUCAACUUUGUGUUGAGAAUCAGAGCUUGAUCUUCAUAUCCAUCUUCAUCUUCAUUAAUUGUCAAUCUUUGUUUAAUAGUCAUAAUGCACACAUAGAAACGAAUGGCACGUAAAGUCAAAUAUUGUUUUGUAUCUACUACUAUAUCAUUUUCUUCU
Molecule: messenger RNA, 837 nt
Organism: Scheffersomyces stipitis CBS 6054
Lineage: Eukaryota; Fungi; Ascomycota; Pichiomycetes; Serinales; Debaryomycetaceae
Gene: VTC1
Exons: 1
Coding region: 364-711 (115 amino acids)
Cellular component (GO): fungal-type vacuole membrane; vacuolar transporter chaperone complex
Source: RefSeq, a predicted model, not a curated record